Molecule: messenger RNA, 1992 nt
Organism: Gadus macrocephalus (Pacific cod)
Lineage: Eukaryota; Metazoa; Chordata; Actinopteri; Gadiformes; Gadidae
Product: vesicle-fusing ATPase-like
Exons: 15
Coding region: 126-1958 (610 amino acids)
Biological process (GO): Golgi to plasma membrane protein transport; SNARE complex disassembly; intra-Golgi vesicle-mediated transport
Cellular component (GO): Golgi stack
Molecular function (GO): ATP binding; ATP hydrolysis activity
Source: RefSeq, a predicted model, not a curated record
AGUUGGCGUUCACUUCGUGUGCGUGAUGACGUCAUCACUCAAGGCCCCGCCCAGAGAGGUCGUACGCGUUGUUCUGUCAACGUCGCGUUUUUCUCCACUUGGAUUUAAACAACAAGAGUUCAGAGAUGGCGGGCCGGAACAUGCACGCGGCGAAGUGCCCCACAGACGAGCUGUCCCUGAGUAACUGCGCUGUCAUCAGCGAUAAGGAACAACAGUUUGAACAGCACGUCUCGGUCCGCAACGUCACCCACAAGUACGUCUUCACCCUGAAGACCCACCCCAGCGUCGCCGUGGGAACCAUCGCCUUCAGCCUCCCCCAGAGAAAAUGGGCGGGACUGUCUAUCGGACAAGACGUUGAGGUGACCAGCUAUAAGUUCGAUAAGAGCCGUCAGUAUGUGGGCUCGAUCCUGCUGGAGGUGGACUUCCUGCAGAAGAAGAACGUGGACAGCAGCCCCUACGACUCGGACAAGAUGGCCGCCGAGUUCCUCCAGAGCUUCAGCAACCAGGCCUUCAGCGCCGGCCAGCAGCUGGCGUUCAGUUUCAGCGACAAGCUGUUUGCCUUGGUGGUGAAGAACAUGGAGGCCAUGGACCCCAGCAUCCUGAAGGGGGAGGGAAACUCCGGCAAGAAGCAGAAGAUUAAUAUCGGUUUGUUGAAUGGCAACAGUCAGGUGAUCUUUGAGAAGGCUGAAACCUCGUCUGUAACGCUCAUAGGGAAGGCCAAGACGCGGGAAUCCCGCCAGUCCAUCAUCAAUCCCGACUGGAACUUUGAGCGGAUGGGCAUCGGCGGUCUGGACAAGGAGUUCUCCGACAUCUUCAGGCGGGCCUUCGCCUCGCGGGUCUUCCCCCCCGACAUCGUGGAGCAGAUGGGCUGUAAGCACGUGAAGGGCAUCCUGCUCUUCGGCCCCCCGGGCUGCGGUAAGACCCUGAUGGCGCGACAGAUCGGCAACAUGCUGAACGCCCGCGAGCCCAAGAUCGUGAACGGGCCCGAGGUCCUCAACAAGUACGUGGGGGAGUCGGAGGCCAACAUCAGGAAGCUGUUCGCCGACGCAGAGGAGGAGCAGAAGAGGCUGGGCGCCAACAGCGGCCUGCACAUCAUCAUCUUCGACGAGAUCGACGCCAUCUGCAAGCAGCGGGGCAGCAUGGCGGGCAGCACGGGCGUCCACGACACGGUGGUCAACCAGCUGCUGUCCAAGAUCGACGGCGUGGAGCAGCUCAACAACAUCCUGGUCAUCGGGAUGACCAACAGGCCGGACCUGAUUGACGAGGCUCUCUUGAGGCCGGGCCGACUGGAGGUGAAGAUGGAGAUUGGCCUGCCUGACGAGCGUGGGCGUGUCCAGAUCCUCAACAUCCACACGGCGAAGAUGCGUGAGUUCAAGCUGCUGGCGUCGGACGUGGACGUGAAGGAGCUGGCGGCCGAGACCAAGAACUACAGCGGGGCGGAGCUGGAGGGGCUGGUCCGGGCCGCGCAGUCCAGCGCCAUGAACCGCCACAUCAAGGCCAGUGCCACGGUGGAGGUGGACAUGGAGAAGGCGGAGAAGCUGCUCGUCCACAGGAACGACUUCCUGGCCUCGCUGAACAACGACAUCAAACCUGCCUUCGGCAGCAACCAGGAGGACUACGCCAGCUACAUCAUGAACGGCAUCAUCCGCUGGGGCGACUCGGUGACGGAGGCCCUGAGCGACGGAGAGCUGCUGGUGCAGCAGACCAAGAACAGCGAGCGCACGCCCCUGGUGUCUGUGCUGCUGGAGGGUGGGCGACCGCACCCCGCGCUCACACACAGCCUGAGGCACCCACACACACAUCUACACAUACUGCUACAGAAAUACAUCCUGAUUCAAACAUGCAUGCACAUACUACUGAUACACACACACACACACUUACAUACACAACACACACACACUUACAUACACACUGCACGCACACACUUAUACACAUACUGCUACAGAAAUACAUCCUGAUUCAAACACGCAUGCACAUACUACUGAUACACAC